This is a messenger RNA of Trachymyrmex septentrionalis, 1107 nucleotides long. RefSeq lists its product as uncharacterized. The transcript has 7 exons. Lineage: Eukaryota; Metazoa; Arthropoda; Insecta; Hymenoptera; Formicidae. Gene Ontology annotation, cellular component: plasma membrane. Bases 73 to 879 code for a protein of 268 amino acids. The record is from RefSeq and is a predicted model, not a curated record. Gene Ontology annotation, biological process: sensory perception of smell; detection of chemical stimulus involved in sensory perception of smell. Gene Ontology annotation, molecular function: olfactory receptor activity; odorant binding.
AAUGUAGAAAAAAUUAUUUUGGAACGGCAUACUAAGUAUGGACAAUAUCUGGAAACAUUUUAUGCAGUUUUCAUGCAUACGACCGCGUGCCUUUUCAUGCUUAAACCAAUCGUGCUGACUCUGACAGCGAAUGAUGCCUUCAAUGUGACAAAAUCUUCUAUAACAUAUGCAUCGAGAUUACCUUACCACGUGGAGUACGGCGAAAAAUUCAAUCAAUAUAUAUAUCCAAUAGCAGUGCAUAAUUAUGCGGCCAUAGUCGCUCAUUCGUUUGCCACAAUCGCCGUUGAUGGAUUGUACUACAGUUUAAUUCAGCAUGCUUGUGGAAUGUUCUCAAUUAUUGGAAAUACCUUGGAGAACAUUGGUAAAAAUAACGAGGAAAAUUUUGACGCGAAACCUAUCAAAGUAAAAGACGACAAUUACAGUAAAACUUUACAUUGUUUACGUAGACAUAUUAUUGUGAUAGAAUUUGCAGAGUAUAUCGAAUCAUUAUUUACAAAAAUAUUUCUGAUGACUCUUAACUUUAAUAUGAUUGGUAUCAGUAUAACCGGUAUACAACUGCUAAUGCAUUUAAAUAAAGGCGCAAAUGACAUCAUCGGACCUUUAACUAUCUGCAUUGCACUAUUUAUUCAUUUAUUUCUUCAUUUUUGGCAAGGUCAAUUUUUACUUGACUACAGCGUCCUCCCAUAUGAAUCUAUCUGCAGGGCCAAUUGGUAUUAUACUUCGCAAAGAUGUCGAAAACUUCUGCUCUUAAUGAUGUAUAGAACAGUAAUACCUUGCAAAAUAACAGCUGGUAAACUAAUGAUUCUAUCCAUCGAUAACUUUGCCACGGUUGUAAAAACUUCUCUGUCUUAUCUUACUGUGUUCCGUUCAAUGCAGUGAUUUGGUGCAUCAAAUAUGCACUCAAAACCGCUAAGUUACAAUGCAUUUCUUUGAUGCAACAAAAAUUAUCCGUAAUUUGAAUUUUCCUUCGAUUCACAGUAGCAUCGACGUUAUUACACUUGCUUCUAUGUAUUUACGUUGCAUAUUUAAUUAUUUAAGCUACAAAUUUGUUCAAAUUAUUUUGAAAUGCAAGUUAUCUUGAAAUGCAAGAUGAAUUUUAUGUGCUAA